AUGGCCAUGAAGCGCUUUAUUCCUCUCUUAUUUGCAACAUUCUCCCGCUGCUAUCCCCAGCUUUCAACAGAACCACCUCUCUCCAUCGAAAUCGACAACAGCUCUCUGACUACUUUAGGAGCCUCUACUGUGUCCAGAAAUGUCGCUCCUUACGAUGGGAACCAGACAAGCUACUACCUUGGCUACCGCGAGGCCGACUUUGCGAAGCCUUUCGCCAAGUUCUGGAAUCCUUAUGUCGAAGGUAUCUCGGAGGAAGUGCAGAAAGGGCUUAGUGCUAGCCCUCACGCGGCUGAAUUGACGUUCUCUGCAUAUGAUGCCGCCGAUUAUCUUACCAGACCAGGCUACCUUCAACUUGAAAACGGCUGGUCUUUGCGUUCCGACGGCUCGCUCAUGAUCGCUAUCCGCACCGAAAUGGGCAAUGUCACUGGCGAAAUGUACGAUUGGUGGUUCAGCUGGCACCUCGUCGAUUCAUCGCGAUACAAGCUCUGGGCGCCCAUUGCGCACCGCUACGCUUGGCGUUCACCGGAAACUCUCGUGACCAACGCGUCCGCACCGACAUCCUCACGCUACAUCGGCACUUAUUCGUUCAUUGACGAGUACAUCGGGAACAAUGCCGGGCAGCUGACCGUACAUUUCAUCGAUCCUGCUACUGAGCUGGGAUUCAACACUAGCUCCUACGCAUCCACCGGCAUCGAGACGAUUGUCACCGGGCGCCUCGAUUCCACCGGCCACACAACUAACGUUACGGGGCACUCCUAUCUCAUGCACCAAAUCCGUCAAUCUAGGAGAGGAGGCUACUCACGCUUUAUUGGCGCAUUGCAAUAUCGAGAUGAAGCAUCUGGCAAGCUUUCUACCUGA
This is a messenger RNA of Lasiodiplodia theobromae, 858 nucleotides long. RefSeq lists its product as uncharacterized. The record is from RefSeq and is a predicted model, not a curated record. The transcript has 4 exons. Gene Ontology annotation, molecular function: hydrolase activity. The coding region runs from base 1 to 858 and encodes 285 amino acids. NCBI's taxonomy places the organism in Eukaryota, Fungi, Ascomycota, Dothideomycetes, Botryosphaeriales, Botryosphaeriaceae.